CCUCGUGCUUCUUUAUCCUAUUUUUCUAUUGGACAAUGGCUAAUCAGCCAAGGAUCAAGCUGUGAGUAGGUAUCAUUUCAGCUUCGGCCGAUCUCUACUUAUAUCGUCUAACAACGUCUACGGUUGUUGAUAUGUAAGCCAUAUCGGUAAUCUAAUAAAUAGGUAGCUUUGUCCUCAGCUUUACAGCCCUAUUGAACUCUUAAUGCUAGGUACAUCCCGGGACCUCUUCCCGUAGUUCGUUCAUUUUGAUCUGUUAUAAGUUUGGAUUGAUUGCUUGCCAUGUACGUUAAGACGUCUUCGGUCGUCGCAUUCAUCUUCGCCGCAAGCGAGGUAUCUGCUUUGCCCACGGUGCCCGAGUGGUGGAAGCCAAAGUCGUGGAGUCCUCCGCCCCAGCACCGUUUCCAAAAUGCCGAGCUCGGACCCCGUCCGCAAUACCUUGUGGCCGAUAUGGACGAAGGAUGGCUGAAGAAUCGACUGUCCGCAUGUUCUGACGUGGAAGCUCGGCCAUCUAGGUUCAGUAUUGGUCACCGCGGCGGUGCUUGUCUUCAAUUUCCCGAAGAGACUCGAGAGUCCGUCGAGGCCGGCACACGCAUGGGCGCUGGAAUCCUUGAAUGCGAUGUCGCCUUUACUAACGACCGCGAGCUCGUGUGCCGACACGAUCAAUGCGAUCUCCACACGACGACUAAUAUCGUCGCGACGGAACUCGGCGCUAAGUGCACGACACCCUUUACGCCCGCAAGAGACGGCACGCCGGCAACUGCCAAGUGCUGUACCAGCGACAUUACGCUGGCCGAAUUCAAAUCCCUGUGUGGGAAGAUGGACGGCUACAAUGCAUCAGCUACCACCCCGGAAGAUUUUCUUCACGGGACGCCCUCGUGGCGGACUGAUCUCUACGCUACUUGCGGCACAGUUCUCUCGCAUAAAGAGUUUUUGCAGCUGGUCGAUUCUCACGGCCGGGAUUUUACGACCGAGCUUAAGCAACCGCGUGUGCCAAUGCCUUUCGACGGUGAUUACACACAAGAGAAGUACGCGCAGCAGGUGAUCGAAGAGUACCGAGCGGCGAGAAUCGAUCCAUCACGCGUCUGGCUACAGAGCUUUUCGUUCGCUGACGUGGCCUAUUGGUUACGCGCUGAUCCCGCAUUUGGCAGGCAAGUGGUGCUACUAGACCAAAGUGGUGAUCUUCCGGGGUCUUUCCCGGCUGCCGUAGCCAAUUUGUCGUUUUAUAAGGAUGCCGGCGUACAGAUUGUGGCGCCUCCGCUUCCGUACCUCGUCACGCUCGGAAAGGAUGGCGAGUAUGUGCCAUCUACGUAUGCGACGACGGCGCGGAAGCUGGGGCUAAAGAUCCUGACAUGGUCUCUCGAACGCUCAGGACCACUCGCUCAAGCGGCAGCCGCCGGCGACUAUUACUAUUCGACUAUCGCUAACGGUACGCACAAGGACGGGGACAUGUAUAAGCUUGUUGAUGUUUUAGCCCGGCAAGUUGGUGUCGAAGGUAUCUUCUCAGACUGGUCCGCGACUGUCACCUAUUAUGCCAAUUGCUUUGGAUUUUUCUGAGCUCGAGGUAGAAAUUAGCGACGAGAUACUCGCAGCUGAGAUUUUUGGUAUGGCUUGAGAGGUCUAUCUAUCUAAACGUCUGAUUAGACACGGCAGUAGAAUCUGGCUUGUAUUUCAACGGAAUUAGGUAGAGAGGUGUCUCAGCUGUAAAGAUCACGGG
Molecule: messenger RNA, 1714 nt
Organism: Daldinia vernicosa
Lineage: Eukaryota; Fungi; Ascomycota; Sordariomycetes; Xylariales; Hypoxylaceae
Product: glycerophosphoryl diester phosphodiesterase family protein
Exons: 2
Coding region: 280-1554 (424 amino acids)
Biological process (GO): lipid metabolic process
Molecular function (GO): glycerophosphodiester phosphodiesterase activity
Source: RefSeq, a predicted model, not a curated record